CAGACAGAUAUACAUACAGAGAGACAGACAAAGAGAGACACACACAGAGACAGAGAGAGAGACACGCACACAGAGACAGAGACAGAGAGACACAGAGAGAGAGAGAGAGACACACACACACACAGAGACACAGAGAGAGAGACAGAGAAAGAGACACACACAGACACAGAGAGACAUACACACAGAGAGACACACACACACACAGAGACACACACAAACAGACAUACAGAGAGAGAGAGACACACGCAGACAUAGAGAGAGAGAGAGAGACACAGAGACAUACAGAGAGAGAUACACACACAGAGACACACACACAGCUGAAAAACAUGUCAUAACCUCACAUGACAAGUUUCCAAUUUCCUACCACAGCUUGUUAUAAAAACGACACGCCAGCACACGGACACAGCUGCGCUCUACCGCUGGCACUGAAUCAUUCGGCAGAGUCAAAAAAAAAAGAAUGCUGUCUCUCGCGGUCCUGGCGCUGUUUGUCCCUCUGGUCAGCGGUCAUCUGGGUGCUGACCCCUCUCUGGACAAUGCCUGGAAGCUCUGGAAGGACUACCAUCAGAAGCAAUACCAGAGAAAGGAGGAAGAGCUGUCGAGACGUCUGAUCUGGGAGAAGAAUCUCAAGGCCAUUGAGAUCCACAAUCUGGAGUUCUCUCUGGAUCUGCACUCCUACAGGCUGGGGCUCAACCAACUGGGGGACCUGACCACGGAGGAGGUUGAUGCCAUGCUGAACGGACUCUUAGUGCCAGCGGCGGGCGAGAUGAACCACACCUUCACCCUGCCACCCGAUGCCCGCGUGCCUCUGACCAUGGACUGGAGGCUGGAUGGGUUUGUGACUAAAGUGAAAAACCAGGGUUCCUGUGGCUCCUGCUGGGCAUUCAGCUCUGUGGGGGCCCUUGAGGGCCAGCUCAAGAGAGGCACGGGCCAGCUGGUCAGCCUCAGUGCACAGAACCUGGUGGACUGCUCCUGGAGCUACGGAAACCAUGGCUGCCAUGGCGGUUUGAUGAGCAAAGCCUUCCGCUACAUCGAAGACAACAAGGGCAUUGACUCGGAUGCAGCAUACCCUUAUGAACACAAGGAAGGAAAAUGCCGCUACAAUGUGUCGGGCUGGGCUGCCACCUGCUCUGGAUACAAGAUCCUGCCACGAGGGGACGAGACUGCCCUGCAGUACACCGUCGCCCGCGUCGGACCCGUGGCCGUGGGCAUCGAUGCCACCCGGUUCUCCUUCCACCACUACAGAGGAGGUCUGUAUUAUGACCCUUCGUGCAGCAGUAAGAAGUUGAAUCACGCCGUGCUGGUGGUGGGGUACGGCACGGAGAACGGUCACGAUUACUGGAUUGUGAAAAACAGCUGGGGCACCUCCUGGGGUGAAAACGGAUACAUCCGCAUGGCGAGAAAUCGGGACAACAACUGCGGUAUCGCUACAUACUCCAUCGUGCCAAAACUGUGAUCGACUGCUGGCAGAGAGGGACCACAGCCAUGGUCAAGCACAGCAAUGCCAUUGUCUGCGUGCCACACGACAACAGGCACUCGAAUAGCACGGGCGCGCGGCUCUGUUUUAUACAGUGUUACUGGCACUGAAACCCCGCUUUAGGUAGAUGUGUUUAGGUGGCAAAAGCUGAUUGGCUGUAGAUUUCUCCCAGUGUGUCGAAUUGAUAGUUUAAACUAAGAAACGCGAUGCAUUGAUCUGCAUGGAAAGCAGCGUACAACAAGAAACGCUUUGGUGUAAUGCACCAACUGGCCAGACGGGGGUGCUGUUUUGUCUAUUUUAUAUAUAUAUAUAUAUAUAUAUAUAUAUAUAUAUAUAUAUGUACCUGUUACAGUUAAGACUUUUGCAUUCUCUUAAGGGUUCGUAAUGACGUCAUUUUCACCCUUCAUGUAAAUGUGCUUUAUUUUGCUCUUAUCUGCCCCCUAUUUUACUGCAUUUAAUCCUGUACUUCAGAAUACUGUAAUCUGCCAAGUGUUUAACCUGUAGUACUUUGUAUUUAAUCAUAUCCUGAUGUAACUAUCACUAUUUAAUCAUAUCCUGAUGUAACUAUCUCUAUUAUCUGCUGUAUUAUUGAAUUUUGGUUUGUCACACUUGUACUUUGCUUGAACAAAAGUUAUUGUAUUUCUUGCUCUUAUUGUAUUACUUGUAUUGUAACACUUGAAAUGUAUUUGCUUACGAUUGUAAGUCGCCCUGGAUAAGGGCGUCUGCUAAGAAAUAAAUAAUAAUAAUAAUAAUAAUAAUAAUAAUAAUAAUAAUAAUAAUAAUAAUAAUAAUAAUAAAUGAUAUUUUUUAAAUGUUAUGCUCAUCUCUAGCUUUGCAACACUGUGUGUGUUUUAAGAUACUCUUUAUCGUGAAUCCAUGCUAAAAUAUUAAUAAAAUAAAAAGAUUUCAUUUUUAACAUUAUUUUUUUGUUGUCGUUGUUUAUUGAUUGACUGAUUCAUUAGAAUGAUCCUGCACGGUAUUUUAUACAUUCCCAAGUAACCUGCUGGGUGAAGUGAGCAAGCAAGUAUACGGGAUUUCCUGCAAAGCCAGUGUACCGUCAGAAUAUGCCUCCCUGUCAGAAUGUGCUACCCAUAGCAAAUUCUGACAAUUAUAGAUGUCGAAAUU
Acipenser ruthenus (sterlet) is the source of this 2599-nucleotide messenger RNA. Its product is annotated as cathepsin S-like. Gene Ontology annotation, cellular component: lysosome. Gene Ontology annotation, biological process: immune response. The transcript has 8 exons. Gene Ontology annotation, molecular function: cysteine-type endopeptidase activity. The coding region runs from base 458 to 1453 and encodes 331 amino acids. The record is from RefSeq and is a predicted model, not a curated record. NCBI's taxonomy places the organism in Eukaryota, Metazoa, Chordata, Actinopteri, Acipenseriformes, Acipenseridae.